GCUAGGCCAUCGAGUUUGGUGAAACCGGUGGCUUUGAGGAAGCUUCCAGGCAGAUACCUCGCCCACCAAGAGGGCCUGCCGUCCCUUCCAGUUCCGCCACUCCAGCAGACCUUGGAUCGUUACCUGUUGGCGGUGCAGCCCAUCAUCAGCGAGGAGGAGCUGAACCACACCAGGCAGCUGGUGGAGGAGUUUCGGAGGCCGGGCGGUGUCGGGGAACGCCUGCAGAAGGGGCUGGAGAGGAGGGCUCGGAAACAUGAGAACUGGCUCUCGGACUGGUGGCUGAAAACGGCAUACCUGGAGUAUCGUCUCCCUGUGGUGGUGCAUUCGAGUCCUGGCGUGGUAUUGCCCAAGCAAGAUUUUCAGGAUCGGCAAGGCCAGCUGAGGUAUACCAGCUUCCCGGUUUCUAGCCUCUAUGAUACAUCUGACGAUCUUGAGACGCUUCCCGUGGAAUACCUUGGCGGAAAACCUCUCUGCAUGAACCAGUACUACCAGAUCCUCUCUUCCUGCCGCAUCCCCGGCCCCAAACGGGAUUCCGUGGUGAACUACGCAAAAGGAAAGAAGCCCUCCACCCACAUCACCGUGGUCCACAACUUCCAGUUCUUCGAGCUCGACGUUUACAGGAGUGACGGCAGUCCUUUGACCACCGACCAGAUCUUCCUCCAGCUGGAGAAGAUUUGGAAUACUUCCCUCCAAACCAACAAGGAGCCCAUCGGGAUCUUGACCACAAACCAUCGCAACAGCUGGGCCAAGGCCUACAACAACCUCAUCAAAGACAAGGUCAACAAAGAGUCCGUGCGCUCGAUUGAAAAAAGCAUCUUCACCGUUUGUCUGGAUGCGCCCAUGCCCCGGGUGUCGGACGACAUCUACAAGAGCCGUGUGGCUGCCCAGAUGCUGCACGGCGGGGGGAGUCGUUGGAACAGUGGAAACCGCUGGUUUGAUAAAACUCUUCAGUUCAUCAUUGCAGAAGACGGCUCAUGCGGGUUGGUGUAUGAACACGCUCCUUCAGAAGGUCCGCCGCUCGUCGCCCUGGUGGAUCAUGUUGUGGAGUACACGAGGAAGCCUGAACUGGUGAGAUCUCCCAUGGUUCCCUUGCCGAUGCCCAAGAAGCUCCGAUUUAACAUCACCCCGGAAAUAAAGAAUGACAUUGAGAAGGCAAAACAGAACCUGAACAUCAUGGUGCAAGAGUUGGAUAUCAAAGUGCUCGUCUUCCACCACUUUGGGAAGAAUUUCCCCAAGUCAGAGAAGAUCAGUCCAGAUGCUUUUAUCCAGGUUGCUCUGCAGCUGGCGUAUUACAGGAUGUAUGGGGAGGUCUGUGCCACUUACGAAAGUGCCUCUCUCCGGAUGUUCCGCCUGGGUCGGACAGACACGAUCCGUUCUGCCUCCAUAGACUCCGCUGCGUUUGUGGCAGCUAUGGACGAUUCUGGCAAGCAGGACCAGGAGAAGGCGGAACUGUUGAGGAGGGCGACCCAAGCCCAUCGAGCGUAUACCGAUCUGGCGAUUAACGGCAACGCAAUCGACCGCCACUUGCUGGGCUUGAAGCUCCAGGCCAUCGAGGACCUCGUGAGCAUGCCCGAACUCUUCAUGGACACGGCCUAUGCGGUCGCCAUGCACUUCAACCUCUCCACCAGCCAGGUCCCUGCAAAGACGGACUGCGUCAUGUGCUUUGGCCCGGUUGUCCCAGACGGCUACGGCGUUUGCUAUAACCCCAUGGCUGAGCACAUCAAUUUUGCUAUCUCGGCCUUCAACAGCUGUGCUGAAACCAACGCUGCUCGGCUGGCGCACUACUUGGAGAAGGCCCUGUUGGACAUGAGGCUGCUGCUCCAGUCCAGCCCCAAAUCCAAACUUUGAGAGAAAGAGAGAUGCAGUGGAAAGCCAGGCCAGGAUGUAGCCUUCAGGUCUGCGUGCAGUCCCCCCACCCGCCCACAAUCCGAAGGGAGCAGGCCCCGUCCUGGGUCCGCCUCUGCAUGUCCCUCGGAUUGCAAAGAGAAAAAGAAAUCGGUGGGAUGAACAGAGAUUAGGGAAACACUUCUUCAGAAGUGGCGGGCCGGCACUUUCUGUUUCUUGCUGUGGAAAGAAGAAUGUAUAAAAUGCCUCCUUCCUCCUAGAAGCUGACUCCUGCAGAAGGCUGCUGGAGAAAUCGUUUUUGUGUGCUUGAUUUCCUUGCUGUUGAUGAUAAGCAGAUGGAUGGCUUUGAGGCUUCCUCUGGGCUUUUCUGCUCCUCCAGAUUCUUCCGAGGGUCUCUGGGGGCCUUGGCCAGGCAGUUUUGGGCCUCCCCAGGUAUGCUUAGGGCUGUCAAAUGGGGGGUAAGGAAAUCCCGUCCUGUCAAGAUCAGUUUUGGUGGUCAUCUAGACAGAGGGUCCAUCCAGCCUCAUCUUUCCCAGGAGUUGCGUUCUCUGUGCCCUUUCUCCACCCUUAGUCUUCCCACUCACGCCCUGCCACAAUCUGCCCUUUGGAUUGCUGUGCUGUUGAAAAAUCUGUUGCGAAGCCUCUGUCAGUGUAACGGCUUCUUUUUGGUAGUUCUGGCAGCUCUGGCAUUGGAUCAUAAAAAUAAUUUUGCUUCAAGAACAAGCAGACUUUUCUUCUGGCUUCUCUCCUGUAGAUUUCUGGUUUAGUUAUGGUUUUUUGAGGCUCCAGUGUGUGAAUAUCAGCAAGGCUUCUUGUUUCUUUGGUUAGGCUUCCAAACAGCCUGGGCAGCUGGCAGAGGAAGAAAAAAAAUAUGGGAUACUUUUACACGGAUCGAUACUGACCCCCGUUCAGUGCCAUGGACCCAGAUUCUGUAAACUGCUACAUCCUUCAAUGUCAGGGUUCCUCCAUUUCCCCGGGCAUAAAACAGCGCUGUAUUUGUGCUGCUUUUUGGUUUUAAUUUGUCUGUAAAGUGACAUUACAGUGGAAUUAUGCACAUUUGUGCAUCUGUUCGCAAAAAGAAAAUGGUCUCUGCUGAUGUUAACGAUACAGCAAUGCUGCCCCAUGCAGCCAUUAAUCGUGUGGGGUAAUUAUUACUCUGAGAAUGCCUGGAAUGUGAAUUAUGGGAGAAAUUUAAAAUUUGGCUUUUCAGCAGCCGAGCAAUCUGGCGCAUGUGGCACCUCAAUCCGUAGGAUGCGUUGUGGGCGGUGGAAGUAAACGUUUUAGGAGAGCCAGGGGAAAAGCUGGUUGUUUUGGGUACCCUAGGAUUUUGGAGAGAGCGUUGUCUAUUCUGGAAAACUUGUGGGGCUGUCCGAGUCACAGUUACACUCUUCUAAAUCCACUGGAGUUAGUGGGCUUAGAAAGAAAGCAGCUCUGUUUAGAGCUGCAUGUUAAUAGCAGAACUACACCCCCAGCACCCCUGGUUAUUGCAUAGAUCUGAAAUCUGGGCCUUUUUUAGCGUUUCAGAUUUGGGAGUUCACAGCCUGUUCAGAAAAGUUCUGGAUGCACAUGUUAUUGGUUGCAGUGAAGACCUAGCAGAGUUUUACUUAAUUACUGAGUUGAACUACUGGCCAUAAAAGGAUAUUGACGAUCUAGGGGUUCCCCCCCCCUUUUUCCUGUAUUUAAAUCCCUCUGAUGUAAUGAAUUGAGAAUGUCAGCCCAGCCAUUUACAGCUAUGAGUUUUCUCCAACACCUUUUAUGAGAACCAAGCCAGAUGUUGAGAGAGAAUUUUUAAAUUCAGUGGCUACAACUAUCAUACUCUGUGGGGGUUUGUUGCUUGCUUCUAAACUAACAUCUGAACACGCACAUGGAAGCUCAUAGCCAGAAUUAAACUGUGUUGGUCUUAAAGGUGCCACUGGACUCAAACUCCUAUCGCUUCAGACCAACACGACGACCCACCUGAAUUAGAUCGAAUGCUGAUUGACAGUGGUUACACCCCAGUGAUGGCAUUUCAUGGUUGCAGAGAAUCUUUUCCUCCCAAGCCUGGGUGGGUCUUCCUUCUAGGAAAGAGAUGCCAUGCAGUAGAUUGUUUUUUGGUAUCAGACGAAUGACACUGUGCUCUCCAACAGACAUACAGUUCGUGGUGCUGCUG
Messenger RNA from Gekko japonicus, 3994 nucleotides. It is a transcript of the gene CRAT, whose product is annotated as carnitine O-acetyltransferase. Gene Ontology annotation, biological process: carnitine metabolic process, CoA-linked. NCBI's taxonomy places the organism in Eukaryota, Metazoa, Chordata, Lepidosauria, Squamata, Gekkonidae. Gene Ontology annotation, cellular component: peroxisome. The record is from RefSeq and is a predicted model, not a curated record. Gene Ontology annotation, molecular function: carnitine O-acetyltransferase activity. The transcript is spliced from 12 exons. The annotation marks the transcript as partial.